GCUUUCUCGAGUUCCAAGUCCACUUUAUCCUCGCAUUUUUAAAAGUCGGCCAGUUUCUUGAACUUCUAGACACCAUGAAGACCGAGUCUUAUUUGUUGGCACUGGUGAUUUUCACGUUGCUUGUUCUGAUCUCACCAGGGCAUGCAGAAAUUAAAGAAAAAUCACCUCGGCCGAAGCAGCCAACAAAAUUUAGCAACGCCAGCAAUAAUGUAAUUAGCAAUCCGCGAAAAGGAAAACCUAUUAAAACUAAAACGACACCUGUUCCGAAACAAGCUAUGACGCAUACAGGACGUAACGGGAACGCGGAACGUCUGAUUGCAAAUUACGGUGAAUAUGCCAAGAUCUUGGUUGAAACGAAAAUGAAAAUGGAAUGGGACAAAUUCCUCACCUCCGUGCUUACCAUUUUGGGAUUCCUGUCUACUUUAAUGAUGAUGACAGUUGAUCCGGCCAAAGAUUUCCCUCUGCUGAACGCUCCAUCCACAGGUGGAAUCAUGAACCAUCCAGAUAGUUUCCUCCUGUCUUUGUUUCAAAUCAAUCAGGAGAGUUACCGGGCCUUCCUGUGCGCCCACAACAACAUCAACCGAAUCCGACUGUCGACCCUAACGAUUCCAGCCUACAUGAAAGCGGCCCUUGAUAUUCUGGACACUGGCGACAUGGAAUUGAUUGAGAGUCGCCUUCACUUGCCGUUAAAAGUCGUUCAGAAAUCCAUCGACAAUAACAUGAAAUGGUCCUCGGAGGUGGUUGCGGCUUUCGAGCGAUUGAACCAAUUGAUCCAAGAAGUUCAUUUGGCGGCCGUUGACCUCCAACGUGUCAAAACGGCUCAAAAGGAGCAAGUGGCGGCCAAUAAAACAAUCGAAGAAUUGAAAAACCAAGACCUAGAAGAAUACCUGAGCAACCGGAAGAAACAAGUGAAAGAAGACUUGGAUAAACAAAGCCAAACGGAACAAGAUCUACUUGAGGCGUAUCUUUCCAUUCCGACAGACAUGGAUAGAAUUUCAUUGGACUUGGCUCAAUUCCUCACAGGACUGUUGGCAAAGAUGUUGGGAAUCUUUUCGAAUCAAGAAGCGAGUCAAGGAUUGGACAAUCUAAUUGAGCCUGGCAAUGGCACUCGGCCGACAAUGGAACUAGACGAUCCGUGCAUUUACAACUACACUGACCAAAUAUUCGACAUCUCGGCUAGAAGUCAGCAGUUGUUCGAGAGUUACACAACACUCGCUUCCCUCGAUUCGACAAUGGGAAAGUACGACGCUAACGAUGACAUGAGUCAUUACCAGAAACUCCUGACGACUAACAACGCAUCGAUCGAAUGUCCACCACUCCAACGAAUCGUUGAAAUGGGAUUUGAAACUAUCCAACAAAUGCAUCAACUAGCCAAUGUCACCAAGAAAUCCAUGCCUAUUUUAAAUUAUCAACAGAAUAUGACGGAAAAAAUGGAUGAAAAGGCCAUUUUUAACGAAUGGAGAAACGCCCAGUUCGUCCAGAAGGUUCGCAAGGCCAUCGAACGGUUCAAUGAAAAUGCGACACGUUUAGCCGCUAUCACUAGCGGUCCACAGGCGCGGGAAGUGAUGGGAAAUUUAACUCGGCGCAACCUCAGCGAAAGUGAACGAUUGACAGCCUUCGCUCAUGAAAAAAUCGCCAUGUACACGGAAUAUGCCGAGGUUUUGAAAGCGAGACUGGACAAUAACACAAGAGAAAUCACGGAGAAGACGAGCCAAUUCAUGAGCAACUUGAACCAGAUUCGCAACUGGAAGACGGAAGAAAUGGACCUGAAAAGGGCCAUAGUGAUGCUUGAAGUGGGACUGGCCGACAUGAAUGAAGUCAAAGGCAAUUGGGCUCAUUUGGGUAAUUUCUUCGCGAGAUUCUCGCAAAUAAUAAUCGAAACAAUCACCAGCAACAGUGUGGGCGAUUUCAUCCAGCAACUGAACACGACGAUUGGCACUCCGUCGUACAAGAGAAACGAAGGCAUCAAAGGUAUCGAAAUGAAGAAAAUACGAGACAAAACGGUCAGAGUCAAUAAAGUGUUGACCGUGGCUAAUGAACUGGCGACGACGUACUAUAACAUUUCGAGGGAUUACCUGAUGCCCAGAGUUCACCGACUGCAGUUUCUAAUGGACGUCAGUACGGAGAAUUCAAGUCACCUGGACAGUGAGAGGGGCAAAUUACUGGACGCGUGCGAAAAAGACGUCAUCGCUAUUCAACAAUUGAUUUCUGACGAGAAACGGAGGCUUUUGGAGAAGGUCAACGCUACUGUCCGCCAGAUCGUCGAGUCGAAUUACCGUUUCCUGCAGACCAACCGAACCGAUACGAAUCCAACAACGGUAGUGCCUAACCCCACCGAACAGUCGAGCGGUUGACGCAUAAUGAAUUGAAACAUCUACACAGCUAUUAUUAAUUUUACAUCUCCUAUCAUACGCGGAAUUAAAUCGGAUACCUUUCCAGGUCUGAAAAAAUAAAAAUGUCGAAAAAGAA
This is a messenger RNA of Daphnia pulex (common water flea), 2469 nucleotides long. RefSeq lists its product as uncharacterized. The transcript is spliced from 5 exons. Lineage: Eukaryota; Metazoa; Arthropoda; Branchiopoda; Diplostraca; Daphniidae. Bases 75 to 2354 code for a protein of 759 amino acids. The record is from RefSeq and is a predicted model, not a curated record.